AUGGAGUGCAAGUUCAGUGAUGCACCGCAUGAGGCAGAUGGGGAAGUGAGGAUGGAUACACAGGUCAUCUCUAAGAGAGAAAGCUUUAAGUAUCUUGGGUCAAUCCAAGAAAAUGGGGAGAUAGAUGAUGAUGUCACACAUCAGUGUUGGCCAGUCAAGCUUUCACGCUUUCAGAAGAUGAAUGUAGUGAAGAUGAGGAUGCUUAGAUGGAUGUUUGGGCACACUAGAAGAGAUAAGAUUAGGAAUGAAGAUAUACACGACGAAGUGGGAGUACCUCAGUGGUGGACAAGAUGGGAAAGCGAGACUGAGAUGGUUCAGGCAUGUAAAGAGGAGGAGCACGGAUGCCGUAGUGAGGACGUGUGA
This is a messenger RNA of Lycium ferocissimum, 363 nucleotides long. RefSeq lists its product as uncharacterized. The transcript has 2 exons. The coding region runs from base 1 to 363 and encodes 120 amino acids. The record is from RefSeq and is a predicted model, not a curated record. Lineage: Eukaryota; Viridiplantae; Streptophyta; Magnoliopsida; Solanales; Solanaceae.